Messenger RNA from Aphanomyces invadans, 3891 nucleotides. RefSeq lists its product as hypothetical. Lineage: Eukaryota; Oomycota; Saprolegniomycetes; Saprolegniales; Verrucalvaceae. The transcript has a single exon. Gene Ontology annotation, molecular function: ATP binding; magnesium ion binding; ATPase-coupled intramembrane lipid carrier activity. The record is from RefSeq and is a predicted model, not a curated record. Bases 36 to 3815 code for a protein of 1259 amino acids. Gene Ontology annotation, biological process: phospholipid translocation. Gene Ontology annotation, cellular component: plasma membrane.
GUCACCCAUCACGACCUUGACGCCGAGCCACCGUCAUGCCGGGCCCUGCGCCUGUAUUUAGUGAGCAUAGCCCGUCGACGCGCUUCCACGCGUCAUCGGACCAUGUCCCGCGGCGGCAAAUCUCGCUCCACAACCCGUCCAUGAAUGCUGGCUUUGUCACGAACCACGUCCGGACGCACAAGUACACCCGAGUCACGUUCGUCCCAAAGUUCCUCCUCGAAUCGUUCCGGAAAGCAGCCAACGUGUACUUCCUCGUGGUGUGCAUCCUCCAGUGCUUCAAGACGAUCUCCAACACGAACGGCCUGCCUUCAACGCUGCCGACGCUGGUCUUUAUCUUGGUCGUCGACGCCGUGUUUGCCAUCCACGAAGACAAGAAGCGGCACGAGGCAGACUACAUCGCCAACCACCGCAUUGUCCACGUCCUUCGCCCUUCAAUGACGUCCGUGGACAAGGCCACCGACGUCAUGUUCACACCCACCCCAUGGGCCGACCUCUGCGUUGGCAACUACGUCCAGCUCUUUAACCGGGACAUCGUGCCCGCAGACAUUCUCAUCCUUGCGGUGCAACCCCACGUCCCGUCGUCGGGUCGCUGUGAUGCUGACGAUUCCGACGACCCGCCAGUGGAAACCCUGUGCUACGUCGAAACCAAGUCACUGGACGGGGAAAGCAACAUGAAGGUUCGCGAAGCGUUGGGCGCGACAGCGCAAAGGUGUCGUCGGCCACAGGACCUCUUGUCGCUGCGGGGACUCAUUGAGGCCGAGCCGCCAAACAACCACACACACAGUUUCAGCGGCGUCGUGACGCUGGACCCGGACGCGCCAGGUGCAUCCAAGUCGACGGCCCAUUCGAUUUCGCUCACCAACAUGCUCCUGCGUGGAUGCACCUUGCGCAAUGUCCGCUCGAUCUACGGCGUCGUCGUCAGCACCGGGCAAGACACAAAGAUCAUGCGAAGCAACAAACCGUCCACGUCAAAAGUGUCUCGGUUGGACGCGUAUGUGAACCAGUAUGUGGGGGUCCUCAUCCUGCUGCUGAUCGGGUGCUGUUUGAUGGCAGCGACGGGAAACCUCCUCUGGCUCUACUUUCACGCGACCAGUAGCCCGUACUUGGCGCUCAACCCGCCACCAAACUCGACGGCGACCAUGGCCGCGCUCGCCACGUAUGGCACGACGUUUUUCUACUUUUUUCUCCUCAUGUACCAAUUCAUCCCGAUCUCGCUGUACAUCUCGAUGGCGUCUGUCAAGUACUUUCAAGCGUGCUUUAUGAUGUGGGAUGUCGGCAUGUAUCACCCCGACACGGACACCCCCGCGCUGGUACGGACCAUGGCGCUCAACGAAGAGCUCGGCCAAGUCACGCAUGUCUUUUCCGACAAAACCGGUACCCUCACAUGCAACAUGAUGGAAUUCCGCCGGUGCUCGAUCGGCGGCGUGUCCUAUGGCCGCGGCAACACACCAGCCACGGACGUGUCGUGGCCCGCGCCAGCCCACGCGCCAACGCCGCAUGUCAACUUUCAUGGCCCCGAAAUUUACGCCCACAUGGACGGCGCCGUCGGCGAGGAUCAGGCGAAGCGCAUCGACUUGUUCAUGACUGUUCUCGCUGUAUGCCACACCGUGCUGCCAGAGACAGGUCGUGCGUCCCACGCAUCGCAUCCUCCCAGUGAUGUCGCGAGCCAGUACAGCUCGCACUCGCCGUCGGACACCACCGCGCCCCAUUCUGUGACCUACUCUGCCGCCAGUCCCGACGAACAAGCGCUCGUGUGCGCCGCGGCGUUUUUCCAGUAUAAAUUCGUCGCCCGGACGCAGCGCGCGACGUCCGUGCUCAUCCACGACGCCCUCGUCACGUUCGACACGCUCGCGAUUUUGGACUUUACGUCCACGCGGAAGCGCAUGUCGGUGGUCGUCCGGGCCCCAACUUCCCAAACGAUCUACGUGUUUUCGAAAGGCGCGGACGGCGCGAUGAUGCCGCGGCUUGCAGCGUCCCGAGUCUCGGGGGACCGAACACUGGUCGACGUGACCAACGGGCACAUAACCGCGUACGCCAAGGAAGGUCUGCGUACGCUGGUCGUGGCGUACAAGGAGCUCUCUGGCGACGACUUUGCCACGUGGAGCGCCGAGUACGACGCGGCGAAAGCGUCGCUGGACGAGAUGGACCGGUUCAAGAACGGAAGAGUCCCCAACGCAAUUGACAAUUGCAUGGAUGCGCUCGAAGUGAACUUUCGCCUCCUCGGCGCCACGGCCAUCGAAGACAAGCUGCAGGACGGCGUCCCCGACGCUGUCGCCACGUUGGUCGAUGCUGGCUUGAAGCUGUGGAUGCUGACGGGGGACAAGGACGAGACCGCCAUCAACAUUGGGUAUGCCAGCAACCUCCUUCAGCAGUCCAUGCGGUUGGCGACCUUGACGGCCAAGAAAUGUCCGACAGCCGCCGCCGUCUCCAGGGAAAUCACGGACUACCUCCACCAAGCCAACUCGGUCUGUAGCCCUUCCAUGUCGUCGUCCCACGGGUUGUCCCGAGGGCCGUCGAUGCGCAGUCGUGCGCCAAGCCUGCGCAGCCGAUCACGGACCAAGUCGCACAUGACGAUGUCCGAGUCGCGGAUGUCGGUUCGCAACAAGUCUGCCGAUCCCAUGGCCCUCGUCAUCGACGGCGACUCGGUGUACCAUGCCCUCCGCCACUGCCCCGCGCUCUUUCUCAAGCUGGCACAGCAAUGCAAGGUCGUGCUGGCGUGCCGUGUCUCACCAGCGCAGAAGGCCGCGCUGGUGGCACUCGUGAAGAACAACGUGCCUUCGUGCCGGACGCUCUCGAUCGGAGACGGCGCGAACGACGUCCCGAUGAUCCAGGAAGCGCACGUUGGCGUCGGCAUCUCGGGCCAAGAAGGCAUGCAAGCCGUAAACGCGAGCGACUACGCGUUGGCACAGUUCAAAUUUCUUCGGAGGUUGCUGCUGAUUCACGGCCGCGCCAACUACGAACGCCUGGCCAAGAUGGUGCUCUACAUUGUGUACAAGAACAUGCUCCUUCUUGUCGCGCAAUUUACGUUUUCGAUGCACACGGGGCUGUCGGGGCAAAAGAUGUACCUUGAAUUGGGCGUGCAGGUAUACAACGUCCUGCUGACGGCGGCGCCGAUUGUCGCGCUGGCCGUCAUGGACCGAGACGUACGCGACGACAUCAUCCUGCGGCUUCCCGUGCUGUACCGAAGUGGACCGCUCAACAAGCAUCUGAACCAUCGCGUGUUUGGUCUGUGGGUUGCCUCCGCGAUUGUCGAAGCUGUCACGAUCACGUUAGUGUCGCUGGCAGCGCUCGAAAACAGUGGCGGCAUCGGCGGCGAAAGCGCGGGCAUGUGGUUCAUUGGGAACGUCGUGAUGGCGCUUGUGGUCGUCGUGGCGAACGUCAAGCUCGUAUUUGUGCAUCACCGGUUCUUUGUGUUCAACCCAGUGUUGCUCCUGGGGUCCGUCGCGAUCUGGGUGGCAACCGCCAUCGUCGCGAGCCACGUUCGAGUGCUCUCUGGGAGCAAUUGGUUGGACAUGGUAGAAUUCACGUGUGCCCAGCCUGUUGUGUGGGCCUUAGUACCGUUCGUGGUCGUUCUUGUCGCAGGCUAUUCGUUCGUCGCGCGUGCCAUUGCUGUGACUUGGUAUCCAUCCGCGUCCGACAUUGUCAAGGAGUUUGUGCUGCUGCAGAAGACGACGAAGAAGGCACCAUCACAGCGAGCGUCCAAGAUUGCGCCUCAUACGAAUGGACCACCCGCCCCCGCGACUCGAACCAUGCUCAGCGCGAUUCCACAGGCUGGCAGCAGCAGCCUCCGCAGUGUCAUCGAACAAGAAGCAUGACAGCUCGUCUCAAUUAAUUAUUGCGUUCGACCAUUUCGACACAAAAGACCAAAAAUAUAUCCGAAUAGAACCCGGC